Molecule: messenger RNA, 1553 nt
Organism: Gadus chalcogrammus (walleye pollock)
Lineage: Eukaryota; Metazoa; Chordata; Actinopteri; Gadiformes; Gadidae
Exons: 5
Coding region: 70-891 (273 amino acids)
Biological process (GO): lipid metabolic process
Cellular component (GO): membrane
Molecular function (GO): oxidoreductase activity, acting on the CH-CH group of donors
Source: RefSeq, a predicted model, not a curated record
ACUCCUACAAGUUGGACGCGGAUGAACCUUUAGUCCGUUCAUAUCUUGGGACAGAGGAGGGUUGGUCUCAUGAGAAUAUCUCAUAUUCAUGUGAUACUCCAAGGACUGCUGGACCUGAUUAUGGGGAGCACGAUUGUCAAAUGUGCGGUUGCCGAUUUGGGCAUCCAGUGGGCUGGAUGGGCUGUGGCGGCAGCCUUUAAAACGGAGAAGUUCUAUGACCUGGCAGGAUCAGGAACAUUUAUACUGCUAGCCCACCUGAGUCACCUGUGGGGCGGGGCUGGCCACGUCCGGCAGAAUGUGCAAACCGGCCUGGUGACCGCAUGGGGAAUCAGGUUGGGGACAUUCCUGUUCAUGCGUAUCCUGAAGGACGGCCAGGACCGCAGGUUCAACAACGUCAGAGACAAGCCUGGGACCUUCUUCGUAUACUGGAGCAUUCAAGCUGUGUGGGUGUUUAUGACCCUGCUGCCCACACUGAUGCUCAAUGCUGAGAGGCGGGAUGUGCCCGUGGGUGUGAGGGAUUACAUUGGCUGGGGCGUCUGGGGCCUGGGCUUCGUCACUCAGGCUGUGGCCGACCAGCAGAAGUGGUUCUUCAAGCGUGACCCAAAUAAUGCUGGAAAAUUCAUCCAGCACGGACUGUGGGCCUACAGCCGCCACCCCAACUACCUGGGAGAGAUCCUGCAGUGGUCGGGCCUCUGGCUCUCCGCCUCGUCCGUCAUGCAGGGCCCCCAGUACCUGAGCGCGGUGUCGCCCCUCUUUGUGUGGUUCCUGCUCCGCCACGUCAGCGGGGUGCCCAUCUUGGAGAAGCAGGCCCUGAAGAAGUGGGGAUCAGACCCGGCCUUCCAGAGCUACGUGCAGAACACCCCUCUGCUCUGGCCCUUUCCUCGGUUCUAACGGACACCCUUACCAGGCACUGAUGCCCAACGUUUACAUGAACAGUGUUCUUCUAAAGAUGAAACCCACUGUUGACUUGUUAGCUGACUGACUUGUGAAAUAUGUUCAGGGCUAUUGUAUACUUUCUAUCCAACUGUGAAUACUAGGAUUGCUUCACCUUUGUCAUAAUCUUGCUGCAUUGAAAACAAAAAUUAAAAAAACGCACCAAACCUCGAAACAAAAAACUACCGUUGCGUAUUGCGGGAAUGACAGAACUAAGUAAUCCUCCAUAACACAAGUCUUGUCCUUCAGCCUGGCCCACAAAGCUGACAUUAAGGGAAGUGCUUAAGCGAUUCAUAAAUAAUAAAACCACCCAGCACCACAAAACCCCAUACAGUUGCUACCCAUGAGAUAGUUUGCCUUUUUAUUUGCAGCGCCCUAAUUCAGAGCAUGGCAGUAACACAGAUGGGGUACACCACACAGAGGUAUUCGUGUGAAAUGUGUUGAUCGACGCAGCCUCCAAGAGUUAUGCUAUAUUGGUCUAGUGGUUUGGUAGUCAAACCACAAUCUACUGAAAUGUAAUGAAUAUUAAUUUAAUCAAUAUAGUGGGUAGUAUAAUAUAUAAUUUAAUAGGAUUUCCUGUUAAACUGAUAAUGGAUAGAGACUUGAAACAAGUAAAGUUG